AUUAACAGAAUAGAAAGCACCCAGGGUCUGAAAUGAGAACAGUGUUGGGACUGGGGGGAAACCUGGAGGAUGAGAAUGAAAUGUGUAAAAACAGAGUUAAGUGAAGGCUGAACCUGUGACAAAACUGAGGCCAUAGUUUUCUAAAAAGAGACUUUAGAGUGCAAAUAGUGGAGUACAAAAACACUGUUAUAGAGCUCUUGUUGCAAAACAUGAGUUAUAAUCUUUACUAUCACCAUAUUGCGCUGUGUGUACGUGUUGGUCUCAGCACAAACUGUGAUGCUGGCAGCACACCCUGCUAACAACCACAUGUCCAUGUCAGUGCCUCUGAUGAGCUAAUCUGCUGGUCAGCGUGGUGACGGGAUCCUGGCUGAGAGAUGGCCUUCUUCAAGAGCUUCCAGCAGAACCUGCCAUCUGUCAACAUUUCCUCCAUCUUGGACUCGGUCACCAGCCGUGUGGACGACCUGGCCAGCGCUGUCAGCGAUGCCACUUAUGCUGUCAGCGACCAACUGACUGAACAGGUCACCACUAUCAUCAACAAGGUGCAGGACGAGGAAGAUGGGGGAAACGCCAGUGGCCAGGAGUCGGGUCAGACUUCCGCAUCACAGGAGGGCAAGGCCAGCAGUAAGAGCAUGUGGCAAAUGAAUAGAGACUCAGAAACAGGCAACACAGCCUCAAAGACCAACCAGGCAGGUUUCACUACAGAGGCAGAGCACACUCAGAACCAGCUGGAGUGGGAAUGGAGGGACGGAUGCUGGCGAGUUAAAAAGACAGAAGCCGAGUUAGCAGAGGAAGAGAGGAGGAAGAAAGAGGAGAAGGAGCUGCAGGAGAAGAGAGAACAGAGGAGAAAAGAAAAGAGAGCGAAGCAGCUGGAGAAAGAAGGCAAGUCACAGAAAAACAAAGAGGAAUCCCAAGAUGGAGAGCAAGAGGAGGGAGCUGAUGCUUCAGAGAAAACAGAAAACACAGGUGGACAAGACAGACAGGCGAGUGAGAGUGGAGGCAAAUCCGGUGCUCAGCAAAGAGGCGGCAACUGUGAUGAACCUCCUCAAUCGCCUGGUCCUGAGACUGAAAGCAGACUAUCAAAACAGAAAAAGCCAAAAGACGAGGGAGAAGAAGAGAAAGAGAUGGAGGACCUUGAGAGGGAGGGAGAUGAUGAGGAAGAGGCUGAGCUUUCUAAAGCUUCUUCAAAAGCAAAAAAGAUGAAGUCAGAAAAGAAGAAGGGGAAAGGAGUGAAGGGGGAUUCAAAGAAAUUGGAGGAAGCCUCGGACUUGGAGGAAAAGAAGGAGAAAGGGAAGAAAAGCAAGAAGAAAAAAAAGAAAGGCAACCAAGAGGGAGUUUUAUCGGACAGCGAGGAGGACAAAGGCCCAGAGGCUGUGGCCCAGCAGAACACAACUUCUGUGUGGGGCAACAAACACAAACAGUCCACUGAGCAGGGAGGCUACAGCAGCGAAGCCUCCAGUGAACGGGCCAACAGCAUCCAGAGAAUAAAGAAAGAUUCCUCGCUCAGUGAGCCCCAGCCUCCUCCGUACCAGGACGAGGGCUCGGCGACCCACAUGUCCUCUUAUUCCCACUCAGAGCAGGCGGUCAGGAGGGGGUCGUCCCCACUGCGCUGCUCCAGUGAGGCCAGUGUGGACCAGGACACCGAGAGCUACCUCAACAAAGGCUGUGAGGAGGACAUACCCAGUGACAGUACAGCUGUGCUGGGACCAGAGGAUGGCUCUGGUCCUCAGCUCCCUACAGCCUACGAGCCAGAGCCACUCGGCAAAUACGGUACGCUGGAUGUCGCCUUCGAGUAUGACUCCAGCGAGCAGUAUUUGGCCGUCACGGUCACUGCUGCAACAGACAUUCCUGCACUUAAACAGACGGGUAACAUUGCGUGGCAGGUCCACCUGGUCCUGCUGCCCACCAAGAAGCAACGGGCCAAGACUGGUGUGCAGAAGGGUCCGUGUCCUGUCUUCACGGAAACGUUCAAGUUUUCCAGGGUGGAACAGGAGACCCUAGGGGACUACGCUGUUCGCUUCCGCCUGUACAGCAUCAGGCGGAUGAAAAAGGAGAAGGUCCUGGGAGAGAAGGUUUUCUACCUGACUAAGCUCAACCUGCAGGGCAAGAUGGCUCUACCUGUCACCCUGGAACCGGGCUCUGAACUUACAGGUUGCGGCUCUCUGGUGAGCGUGUCUCGCAGUGCAGGAGCGCCGUCCUAUCGCUCCACUGAAGACUCUUCCUUGCCAGAGAUCCUCCUGGGUCUCAUUUACAACUCUGCCACAGGACAGUUAUCUGCUGAGGUCAUCCAGGGAAGCCACUUCAAAACCACAGCGUCUGAUAAACCCGUCAAUGGUCUGUUCUGUUGUAUAAAACACUUUGUAGGGGGGCAGCUUUAUAUCAUGAGAGACACCUACGUGAAGCUCACCAUGCUGGACUCCAAGGGGAAAGAGAUGUCCAAGUGCAAGACGGCCGUAUGCCGCGGCCAGCCCAACCCCACCUACAAGGAGACGUUUGUGUUCCAAGUGGCGCUCUUCCAGCUGUCCGAGGUGUCGCUGGUGCUGUCUGUGUUCUGCCGCCGGAGCAGCAUGAGGCCCAGGGAGAGGCUGGGCUGGGUCUCCCUGGGCCUAAACAGCUCCGGCGAGGAGCAGCAGGCCCACUGGGCAGAGAUGAAAGAGGCCGAAGGACAGCAGGUCUGCCACUGGCACACACUCACUGACACAUAGGAGGAAGAUUUAUGAAGACUUAUAUUAACAGCAUUCCCUGGACAGUCAAGAGUUUUAGGCGAGAAGGAAGCAGCUUGUCAGAUGUAUGAUGUGUGCGCAUACAGGUGUGAGGACAGGCAUGGGUUCCCAGUCUUUACUGCCAGAGACUGCACGAAUACCCUUUAAUCUGCCAUUUUAAUCUGCUGCAGACAGGCUGACAUAAUUGGUGGAGAUCCAGCUCGGGGCCUUUUCUUGACAAUAAAAAAGGCAAUGACAAACUGAAAAACUUACCAAGAACCGAAGGAAACCGUUUGUUUUCCAGUAAUGCUGCCUACAACAAGAUCUGCAUGUACCCUAACUUGUUUACAGGACAAUGUUAAGACUUUUUCAAACAUUUUGCAUCUCUAAAUAUUGGACCAAAGAGCUCAGUCCAGGACGAGCUGACUCCUCCCUGUUUCUUCCAGGCUUCUCUGGACUUCAGCUGCCACCAGCAUACCAGACAUUUCUCUAUCAGUCCUUGCCGUUGACAAAAGAGAAGGCAAUGAAAAGACUGUUACAAAAGGGCCUACAACAUGCUGCAACUAUGCUUACAAGCUAUGCUUUGUACAGUAUAUUUACAUGCACGACAUUAUGCAAGUUUCCUUCAUCGGUUUCCCCCUUCAUGUUUUUGGAUUAUCAGUCAAAUGGUUUACCAGUUUUAUGGGUGUCCCUCUAGGGGUAUGUGUUACACAAAGACUUUUUUUUUUUUUUAUUAUUGUGGGCUUGUAUGACUCAGUGCACUAUGCAUCUGACGCUACUUUAAACUAGAGGACUGAAAUUCUUAUGCUCGCUGAGUUUCUUACAGAAUUGGACACAGCUCUGCUUGCCACUGGUAUCAAAGAGCAGCUUCCUUUCCAGUGUAAUACAUAUUGAGCCUCUUUCACCAUUCAGCCUUCUGACAAGUCAGCCAUGUUCAUUCAUGUAGAAACACGGUGCUUCCCGCUGAGGAGGAAUAUGCAAAAGUCUGCGCAGUCCAAUAAACCCGGCUUUCUGUGAGGCCGUGCUGA
Messenger RNA from Micropterus salmoides (largemouth bass), 3727 nucleotides. RefSeq names its product synaptotagmin XIVb (gene syt14b). Bases 375 to 2702 code for a protein of 775 amino acids. The transcript is spliced from 7 exons. NCBI's taxonomy places the organism in Eukaryota, Metazoa, Chordata, Actinopteri, Centrarchiformes, Centrarchidae. The record is from RefSeq and is a predicted model, not a curated record.